CAAAUCAAACUCUCCAACUUUAAAUCUUCUUGAUGAUCACAUUAAUGAUUUCCGGUUCGAUGGUCACGGGGUCCCGCUAAGCCACGCCCAGGAAGCGCCUGUCUCAGGAUCAGCGAUCACCGGUUGAUCAGAACCCCUCCGGACCAGAACAAUGACGUGACGUCCUCAAUAUGUUGAUUAGCGCGGAGCUACCUGGCUACAUAAGCACGAGCCGCCCUGCAGUAACCAUGCAGACUGUGUUUAGCCUCCGUUAGCCUCCGUCCGGUUCCGCAAACGCAACACAAGAACCAUGGAAGACGUCAAGCGGUCACCCGCGGACGCGAUGCAGGACUGCUGGAUGGCGGCCCUGCUGACGGCCGCCGCCUGCGCUGCGGGAGCUGUGGCGGUGCUGAUGCGGUCGAUCAGGCGCCACCGAGAGGCGAAGGAGAAGAUCCAGAAAGCCAGAGACCGGAGGACCGAGAGCCUGCAGCGGGCGGAGGAGGCGGUGCUCCGGUACAAGGAGGCGCAUCCAUCGACAGAAUUGACUCCCAUCUUGAAGCUGUCCCUGUCUGAGUUGACAAAGCAGCUACACGAUGGCUCGUUGAACCCAGAGGACGUGUUUUACGCUUACAUGGAAAAGACUCUGGCUGUACACGAAAAGGUGAACUGCUGCACAGAAAUUUUGCUGGAGAGUUUUGACCAGCUGGAAACUAUUGGCUCCAACAAGGACGGCCUCUUGUAUGGAGUUCCAGUUAGCAUUAAGGAUAAUUAUGGCUAUAAGGGUCAUUACUCUACUUGUGGGGCGCUCAUAUAUCUGGAUGAGCCUGUCCAGGAGGAUGCUGUGCUUGUUCAAGUCCUGAAGAAACAAGGAGCGAUUCCCAUUGUGAAAACCAACGUGCCCCAAGGCCUUUUAUCAUAUGACUGCAGUAACCCUAUAUUCGGGCAGACCCUGAACCCCCAUAACCUCCAGAAGACCUCUGGCGGUUCGUCCGGUGGGGAGGGGGCUCUUAUCGGGGCAGGAGGCUCCUUGUGUGGUAUGGGCAGUGAUAUCGGAGGCAGUGUGCGUAUUCCUGCUGCAUUCUGUGGGAUUUGUUCCCUUAAGCCAACAGCGGGUCGGUUAAGCUCGCAGGGUGUGCGUCCAUUUUUUCGAGGGCAAAAGUCAGUUCCGUCAACUACCGGACCCAUGGCGCGGGAUGUGGACAGUCUUGUUCUGAUUAUGCAGGCUCUUCUCUGUGACCACAUGUUUUCCUUGGACCCCACUGUUCCACCGUUCCAUUUUAAUAUGCAGAUGUACCAGAGCACAAAACCUCUGAGGAUUGGUUACCUAGAAACCGAUGGCUUCCAGCAACCGUCUCCAAGCAUGACUCGUGCUGUCAGAGAGGUCAAAGCUCUGCUAGAGCAAGCAGGACACACUUUGGUGCCUUACCAGCCUCUGAGGGUAGAACAAGCCAUGUAUGAUCUGAUUUUAAAAGGUGUAUUUGCAGAUGGGGCUACCACCAUGCUACAAAACCUGAGGGGAAGCCCUGUGGACCCGACUAUCAAAUCACAGAUUUUUCCCUACUAUCUCCCCAACUGGUUAAAGAAAACCAUUGCAGUUCUCAUCAAGCCCUGGGCUCCUCGUGUGUCAGCCUCCUUGAGAAGUCUCUGCGGAGUUGGAUCCGUUCCAAAUCUGUGGCAGCAGCAUGCGGCUGUCGAGGACUACAUUAAAGAGACAAUUGCACAUUGGAGGAGAUGCAACAUAGAUGUGCUGCUCUACCCUACCAUCGGACCAGCCUACAACUUCCUCUACUGCGGCAAAGCUUCUACCAUUCUAAGUUACACAAUGAUUUACAAUCUCCUCAACUUUCCUGCCGGAGUGGUACCUGUUACCACGGUGACAAAAGAGGACGAGGAGGCGCUCAAGAAUUAUCAGGGCUACUACCAGGACGUGUCUGACAAGAACUUCAAAGAAGCGGUGACUGGAGGCGAGGGUCUGCCCGUGGCGGUGCAGUGCAUCGCCCUGCCGUGGCAGGAUGAGCUCUGCCUGCGCUUCAUGAAGGAGGUGGAACAGCUGGUCAAACAGAGCAGAAAGUAAAGUCUGCUGAGUGUCCGGAUCCCACAGGUGGGACAAAAAAAAGAAAAAAUAGACUUGAGGGUAAAUGUGAACACGCAUGUUCACAUUACACAUGAAGGUCCCCUUUUUAAAUAUAUUGGCAUAUUGAAGUACACAGAACGUGAUAGCUUUUAACCACACAGAAAUAUGAAAGAGUCAAAACAAAACUAAUGACGAUAAACAGGAGUUUGUCAUUUUAAAAUCUUUUGUAUUUUGAAUUUUACUGCUUUACUCUAGAAGGAUGUUGGGUACGUGUCAGCUCUUCACAGGAAGGCAUCAGUGUUUUGACUCAUUUAGCAAACUUUAUAACAUUUUAUUUAACUUAUGUUGUACUUAGUUUAUUAAAGUUUUUAAAUGUAACAUAUUGCCUGCCACGGUAAUGUGAUUCUUUUUAAAAAUGUUCUUUUAUGAAAUCCAUGAUCCUAUUCGGACACAAACAUGUGAAAUAAGCCAAAUCUUUGUUUUGUUUCGCCACCAUCGGCCUCGUUUACGCAGUACAGCAUGAACAGGAGCACAUUGGAUUCAUGUCACCACUUGGCAAAGAGACACCACACGGGGAACAAAUGUUGACAAUUAAGAUUCACAAUAAGUGGGGAAAUGCUGGGUUGUCUUUUCACUUUCCACUACAGCGUUCUGUCAUGAAUGAGAAUAACACAAACUGAUUUGUCACAACGACCACUGCUGUUACUUUUUCACGCCAGGCAUUUGUUGUCACAUGUUGUAAUGUUAAAAGUGUUACUGGGGAAGACAUGAGCCACUUUUUCUUUCAUCUGCACGUCUCCAUCACUAGUUUCGGUACAUUUUUGUUGUUUGUUUUGGAUAUUCAGGCUUUUUAAACCUGUAAGAAAACACUGUUCAGUUGCAUUAAAUAUGUAAUGAACUAA
Stegastes partitus (bicolor damselfish) is the source of this 2955-nucleotide messenger RNA. RefSeq names its product fatty acid amide hydrolase (gene faah). The transcript has 15 exons. Lineage: Eukaryota; Metazoa; Chordata; Actinopteri; Pomacentridae. The record is from RefSeq and is a predicted model, not a curated record. Gene Ontology annotation, biological process: fatty acid catabolic process. The coding region runs from base 290 to 2053 and encodes 587 amino acids. Gene Ontology annotation, molecular function: fatty acid amide hydrolase activity; amidase activity.